Leishmania braziliensis MHOM/BR/75/M2904 is the source of this 2526-nucleotide messenger RNA. RefSeq lists its product as hypothetical. The transcript has a single exon. The record is from RefSeq and is a predicted model, not a curated record. Bases 1 to 2526 code for a protein of 841 amino acids. Lineage: Eukaryota; Euglenozoa; Kinetoplastea; Trypanosomatida; Trypanosomatidae. Gene Ontology annotation, molecular function: protein binding.
AUGCGAAGUGGGAGCAUAGGCGCAUCAGCGCGGGCGGGGGCACUCCUCGACUUUACGCUCUACUGCAACGUGUUUGCAUUGCAGGUGUGGGAAACGAAUGAUGCCGGGCUUGUUUCGCCACUUGCUCUUGCUCGUGACUACUUCCAGCUUGCUAUGAACGAGUUCAGCGUGCUCUACAACGUUGCAUUUCCAGACCUCGACGCACCGGACACCGACGCCGACUUGGCCUCAAUGUCUGUAUCGGAUGCGAACACGGAUUCAGUCCCCGACGGGCUACGGGCAGCACUCUUGCUCACUGUAGGUAAUCGCGCAUGCGUGGAGCUGCGUGCUGGUGGGGAAGGCGUUAAGAAAGCAGAGCGACUUUUCCUCUUUAGCAGAGGGCUGGAGGAGCAGACGAGCGACGCGCCGAGUCGCCAACGGACGUGGGGGAUUGUCCGAGAACUCAAUGCAGGUGUCGCUGCAGUGACGCGCUGCGACUUUCUUCAAGGGGAAGAGGCUGCCCGGAAAGCCCUCGCACUCAUGGAAACUCCCGUGGAAGGUGAAUCCGCUGAUACAGUCUCCCAUGCAUCGGUUGAUGAGACCGGGUGCGUCGAGCACACAUCCCUGCUCCUAGCUCUGGCCUACUACACACUAGGCGUUUCCACAGAGACCACUUCGUGCGAGUCGUCUCUCUUAGACUAUGAUCAAGCAAUCGCACUAGUCUCCGAGGACGAUACGGGCUCAUCUGUCGCGGCCUUGAUGAGUCAAACCAGAAGCCGACUCGCAGUGUAUAUAGAGGAGCAGCGAGCCAAGGCGCGGCUCUCGGCGGAAGAAGCGGCACGCGCAGCGAACACUGAGAAGAAAGGCCGCGGCAUCUCGCGACCCAAAGCUGGGAAGGCGAUGUCUUCUCGCCGGAUACCGCAGAAGGCUGGAAAUACUCGCUUCUCGCAGUCGGAAGCGGGACUACUCCCCAUUGCGACUCCGUCAAUCCCAGAUGUUCUCCGUAGCUAUCUUGAGAAGGAGGGGCUAACUACAGCAUUGGUACGCGUUGGCUCCCUAAAAGGCCUCUAUGAGGUGUUGGCCAGAUCUCUUCCCGGAUACAAGGGUCACAAGGCGCUUCCGCAGUCCCUCUUCGCCGGAACCCGCUUUGAAGCUGGUGCCCACGAGUCGCUCUUCGCCGUCCUCUUCUGCACCGCCACGCCUUUGCAGUGGACGUUACGGCUGCUUGAAGCAGCGGAGCACCCUGCCUCUUUCCAUCACUCCGUAUGGACACCGCGCCCGGUGCUAGCCUCGCUGGUCAUGGCGAUGGCCGCGCAACGCCCACCUGCGCCGCGAAGCUCGGCAGCCCUCCAAGUACGUAAAGAAAUUGCCGAAGGCAGCGGAAAGCUGCGCCAGCAAGUCAUCCAACUAUUUGCCCCGCCGGCUGCUGCUGCGACUGUGAAGCAAAAGGCCCAUGAGUCGGUAGACAGUGUUGUGGAGCUGCUUGAACAGCGCUUGGGUCUCCUCCUCAAAACGGAGCGCGUCUUCGAGGAGCACUGGAUCGCGACGGAGCGCAUUGGAUCUGCGUUGCGCGCCUUUGCCGUUCUGCAAGACAUCCUGCGUCUAAAGCAGAAACUGCUCACGCAGAAGCGCCUGCAGGAGGGGCGGCAGGAGCGGAGUGUGCGUAUCAUCGUGCACUUUUUUCGACAUAUCGUCAAGCGGCAAUCCCUCCACGAGGAGCAAAUGCUCAUGAAUCGACGUCGCUUUGAGGAGAGGGUGGAGGCCGCGGUCACCUUGCAGAAGUACAUACGACGCUGGUGUGCCUACCAGGAAUUGGUGCGACGCCAUGCACGGCGCCAGGAGUACGUCGAGAAGAUUGUCUUGCUGCAGAGUCUUGCACGACGGAGAGCUGCAGCGCGUGUUCACGCGGAUUUGCGCGAGCUGAGGCGCAAAGAGGAGCUCAUCGAAGCGCAGGUCAUGCUCUUCGCGUGCGCAGCACUUCAAAUCCAGCGAAUGUAUCGUGGGCACUGUGCUCGGCUGCGCUGCUACCAUCUUCGCGGACAGGUGCAUGCUGCCACGCUGCAUCACAUGCGCGACUCGCACAACUACUACGCCACCGUCAUUCAGAAGCGCGUGCGUGGGAUGCUAGUGCGACUUCAGUACGGACGAGCCGUGUAUGCGAGCCGCUGCUACGGCCGAAACAUGUACAAGACGCAGCUUUGGGUGCGCAGCUGCCUGGUGAUUCAACGCGUCUAUCGCGCAUACCGCUUGCGCCGCAGGCCCGUAGCCCAUCCUGCUGCUCCGCAGAUUUACUCUGGCCCACAGGCGAGCGGGCCCAGUGCUGCAUCGUUGAGACGCCUUGUGUGUGCGCACACUGAUGGUGUAGUCACAGCAGAUAAAGAGCAGGCAGCUGCAGCGCAGAGCAUCCAGCAGUUGUAUCGCUCUUGUGUCGCGAAGCGCCGACUGGAGGCUCUCAAGUACGCUCGAAUGAAGGAGCUGGAGGCGAGGGAGGCACAGCCGCCAUGGGGCGCGCGACCAACCUUCUUGCUGAAAGACUGCGUCUUUUGA